This is a messenger RNA of Phaedon cochleariae (mustard beetle), 2472 nucleotides long. NCBI's taxonomy places the organism in Eukaryota, Metazoa, Arthropoda, Insecta, Coleoptera, Chrysomelidae. The record is from the annotation of a GenBank genome assembly.
AUGAGUUCCUAUAAUAAAUGCCUCGGGUGUAAAAAAGAAGCUCUUGAGGAUAGAACCACAUUCAAAUGUGACGGAUGUAAAAGACUCAUUCAUAUCACUUGUGCAGGAGUUACAGCAACAGAGGUGAAAUGUCUACAACUAUCGUCGAGGAAAAUGAAAUAUUUUUGUGAUGAUUGUGAAGAAGGCUUAUUACAAGUACCAAUUUUGAGGAAACUUUUAGAAGAGUUACAAAUUGAAGUCGAGAAACUGAAGAAAACUAAUAUGGAUGGACUGCAAGAUAAACAACAGGAGGUUGAUAAACUCAGAAAAGAAGUCAAAGGAUUGAGGGAGCAUAGAGAUUUUGGAAAUGUGGAGAGUAUGUUCGGAGAAAUCAACGAACGAUUGAAUAGAGCAAAUAAUCUGAUGAUCUACAACGUUCCAGAAUCUAGAUCAAGGGAUCUUAAAUCAAAAAUAGAUGAUGAUAAAGAGAAAGUUAGAGAAAUAAUGCAUAUUCUUGAUAUACGUGAUGCGGAAAGCAAUAUUCUGAAAGUUCUUCGUGUUGGUCGUUCUGAUGGUUCUAGAGCUAAACCACUGAAAGUUGUGUUUUUUAAUAGUUAUCUCGUCAGAGAAAUAUUGAAAUCGAAACAGAAACUGCAGCAAUCAAAUUUUAGGAUAAGUGCAGAUCGAAAGAAAUUACAACAGGAAAUAUUCAAGAAAGUGAAAAAGGAAUUGAUGGAUAGGCAAGAAAAUGCAAACACAAAUGCUGUGACCAAUGUGAAUCACUUGAGAUCUACUGAAAAUGUGUCUACUACCGAAAAUCCAAUCAUCUCUCCUGAACCAUCAACUUCAAGUGGUUUUGCUUCCACUACUAGUCCUGUUCAGAACCAAGACCCUAUUUGCCCUAUUACUACUAACCUUCAUUUACCAGUCCUGAACCAAGACCCUACUUUUCCUAUUGCUACUACCCUUCUGUCACCUCCUGCAGAAUUCAGUACAGAAUUGAGGAAUACUUUGCCUCGUGAACUAGCAAACUGGGCUGUUAAAGGAAAUAUUCCUCAUCAUAAUUUCGAUAAACUAUUGGAAAUAUUGAAAAAGGGAUACCUCGAAUCUGAAUUUCUAAAAUUACCAUCUGAUUGUAGAACUUUGCUGAUGACAAAGCAGGAAGGUUUUGUAAUCGAUACAAAGAGUGGAAAAUAUUUUUAUUUUGGCAUAUUGUAUGUGCUGAAUUCUAACAAGAUUGAUGCUGAAGUGAUACCAAAUACUUUAGAAAUUGACAUCAAUGUAGAUGGUCUUCCUUUAGCAAAGACCUCGAAGAGUCAAUUCUGGCCUAUUUUAGGUAGUAUUUCCAACUUAUAUUGUAAUUCACCUUUUGUCAUAGGAGUCUACCAUGGUUAUGGAAAACCUGAGACUGCUGAUGAGCUCUUGGACAGUUUUAUUACCGAAUUUUUGCACAUAGCCAAUGUUGGCAUUACUUAUAAAUGUAAAAAACUUGCACACCUAAAAGAUUCAUGUUGGUGGCCAUCAAAGAAAGACAAGGAGAGGAAAUUCAUUAAAGGAGCAGUGGAUCCAGAGAAAGAUUGGACUUUAUUAGAAAACGUUAAAGUUUUAGGACACUACACCACAUACAAGGAGGCUUUCAUCAUGAAGGCAAGAUGGCUAAGGCUGAUCAGGAAAGUGAGGCAGAUUCCGAUAUCAAUAAAAUACAAAAGAGAAGAAAAAAACCAAAUCGAAAAUAUCGAGAUGAUUCUAUAUCACCUCCUCCCAGUAUUAUUGAUGCCAGUCCCAGCAAUGACUGAUGAUGAUACCACUGAGACCAGUUCUGUCAACAGCUGUGUUGAUAUCAAUUCAGCAGGAGUUAUUUUUUCUAGUAUAAGUAAUGAUGACCAAUUGAAAGAUACCCAGACAAAUGAGAAUUUGUUGCAUGCAGAACAGAUAGAAAAUGUUCUGCCUGUGAACGAAACUGAAAGCACAGUAAUCCACAGAUUUAAUUUAACAAGUGCCACAGAACUUCCUGUGAAGAGUAUCAAGGAUUCACAAGAAAUUGAAAACCAACUGAAUAAUGAUGGGGAUUAUAAAAAGAAACUUAUAAAAGCAACUGUAUAUUGAAGUUGCAGUGGAUCAAAGCAGGUGAAUGAAAUCCAUAACUACAGUGAAUUCUCCGAAGACAAUGAUGAUAGUGGGAAGCAGCCUAUGCCAAGUGAAUAUGUAUCAAAUAUAGUUGCCGGUGGAUCCAAGCAGGGAAAUGAAAUUCUUAACUACAGUGACUUUUCUGAAGAUGAUGAUGAUAGUGACAAGGACAAAAACUACGACCCUGGAGAUGCAGAUGCUGUAUCUAGUGAGGAGGAUGCUGAUGUUUCCAACACUGUUUCCCGAAGAAAUCUAGCAAAAAGAAGAAGAACGGACGUCAGUGCUGCAGAAAUAUCUACAUCAGAACCAAAUCAACUGUCAGGAGGGAAUACAAAAAUGGUGUUUAUUCUAGAAGAAAAAAGCUGA